CUUUUUGUUUUUUCCCCUAAUGUGGUCGGUUUCUCUUUUCCUUUCCCCAACCCAGGCACUUUCCUGACUAGGGUUCUUUCUUCUCUUUAGCAAACUGGAUUUUAGUAAAUAAGAACAACAUCCAAACGCACCGAAACCCAGCGUCUUGCUUCCCGUCCAACCUGCGAAAACACUGGCCGCCCGUGGAGCUGAAAAUGGCGACUAGCUUGGCCAACAGAGCCUCUUCCUCAAAUCAAACCCUAAAUUUCUUGCGCUACUCUUUCAAUUUGCUAAGAAACUUCAGCACUUCAUCGAAUUCGGCUCCGUCUUCGGCUCAAACCCCAUCUGCCACUUCCACCCCUUCCAAGAAAUCGAAGCGACGUAAGAAGAAAAACCUAUUCGAGGUCGCUCAAUUUUUGCCCAAUUGGGGUCUCGGUUACCACUUGGCCAAAUCUCAUUGGACCAGUGUCUCUUAUGAGAUCACCAAGAUCAACCUAUACAAGGACGGUAGACAUGGCAAGGCAUGGGGGAUUGCCUACAAAGACGGAUUACCAGUCGCAGCUGCCAAGAAGAUUAGCGGAGUUCAUAAACGUUGCUGGAAAUAUCUACCAGGCUUAAAAAAUUUGAAUCAAACCUUGGUAGACUCCCCAAGUCUGACAACGACGGAAGCUGCUGCGCAGGGUGAAGUUCAAUCUGCCUGAUGCCAUUUUCUAUCUUCCUGGAAGUAGUAAGCACGAGGGGCAUUUGAUCCUAUGUCAUUCUUGAAUUGGCACUCUGUUAUUAGGAGGUCCAAGGGUUUCACCUGUUUCUGUUUCUAUCUUUUGCUCAGAGGACUGGAUUUUCGCAGUUAGUAUGGAGUUAGGAUAUAAGUUUCAUUUUGGGUUGGAUGUACCGCUUCCUUUUCUCUGCCGCACCCAUGUUUGUUGAACUCAGAGCUGGUGAAAUGAAUGUGGUACGUGGCCGGCCGGGGGAGUUGAGCAGAAAGUUCCCAUAUAUGAUAUUACCCGUGGCUUGUCAAAUUAUACUGGAAAGAUUUACCAGUCUGAUUGGCGGUGAACAUCAUGAUUUGACAGCAUAUGCUACUCUGUGUCUCGUCUGUUCAUGUCGCUUAUUAUGGUCCUGGAAUUCUGUUUUGGCUGUCAUUCGACGAUGUUAACUAUGUUACUACGUACCUCCUCCAACAA
Linum tenue is the source of this 1163-nucleotide messenger RNA. The record is from the annotation of a GenBank genome assembly. NCBI's taxonomy places the organism in Eukaryota, Viridiplantae, Streptophyta, Magnoliopsida, Malpighiales, Linaceae.